Molecule: messenger RNA, 1137 nt
Organism: Selaginella moellendorffii
Lineage: Eukaryota; Viridiplantae; Streptophyta; Lycopodiopsida; Selaginellales; Selaginellaceae
Product: probable membrane-associated kinase regulator 3
Exons: 1
Coding region: 1-1137 (378 amino acids)
Source: RefSeq, a predicted model, not a curated record
AUGGAGCUCUCGAUCGAGAAACUGAGAUCGCCCAGGCGGAGAUCAUCGUUCUCGAGUAGCUUCUUCCCGGAGGAUCAAGCUAGCAGCGCUUGCUCCACCCCAUUCGUGAGCGCCCCCUCCAGUCCCCGCUACUACUACAGCGCGCCACCGAGUCCUCCUCCUCUCAGGCAUGAUCUAGGCGGAGCGGAGGCGGCGGUGCCUUUCUCCUGGGAGGAGCGUCCAGGAACUCCAAAGUCAUCAUCGCCAACUUCUUCUUCCAGGACGACGAUGAAGAACUCGGUGGAUCAUCUGGCAGCCAUGGGAAUGGGAUUCCACUUCAGUGCUCCGGUGAGCCCCCAGCGAGGAGAAUUCGACCACCAGGUGAAUGGAGGAUUGAUCGACGAGUUUGAGUUUAGCUCCGCCAGGAUAUCUGACGCCGACUCGGUAGUCUCCCACGCCGAUGAGCUCUUCUUCCAAGGACAGAUCCUUCCACUCACGCUUCCCAGCCGCUUACAGCACCACAAGUCCAUCUCUCUUCAGCUCCAGGAUUUUAGUCCACGGACGAGUGAUGUCUUUAGCCCCGGAGCAGCGCUGUCCAGCCACCAGCUUCCAUCUCCAAAACCGCUGCUCAAGUCACCACCCCGGCUAUCCUCGCCUUUGCAAUCUCCGCAUCGAUCCAGGUCGCCGUCCAAGCUUGCGAAGGUUGGCUUCCCUGACGAGAAUAGUUUUAGGAGCCGGUCUCGUCAUCCUCCACCAUCGUCUCCACGGAGAAGCUUGCGAGAGUUGCUCCACCUCAGCGUGAGCACCAAGUUCGCCAUCCUCAAGCCUUCCGACAGCCGGAGUGGCAGCAAGUCUUCAUCUGGAACCGACAGUAGAAGUGGCAGUCUCAAGUCCUCUGGAACUGACAGUAGAAGCUCCAGCAACUCCUCGUCGUCUCAGAGGUUCUCCAACUCGAGGAGCUCGUCCGUUUCAUCGAGCGGCGCGUCCAGGCAAGUCACUCCUGUGUCCUCGCGGGAGCUGCUCCAGAAUUACAGCAAGAAUCACAAGCCACAAGAAUUGAGAAGGAAGACGUUGCUACCUUACAGCCAGGGUCUUCUAGGAUGUCUCAGCUGCCUCACGGUGCCGUCCCUCCGACGCGUCCAGGAUCUCGACUAUUAA